AUGACUACUCGGGACUGUUUUCUUGGCAUUGAUUUGAGCACUCAGCAGAUAAAAGGAGUGGUCAUUGACCAGGACGGAAAAGCAGUUCACAGAGCAGCAAUCAGCUUUUCCUGCCAUCAAAAUCUGAAAAAGUUUAGGUAAUUAGACUAGAAUUGAAUCGAAAUCAGUUCUCGCAUUCAGAACUGAGAACGGAGUUCAUAAAAACGGUUCCGUGAUCACAUCGCCCGUUUCGAUGUGGCUCGAAGCAAUCGAUCUUCUUUUUGAUGGCCUCAAAAACGACGGAUGGACGCACCGGUUGAGAGGUAUUUCCGGCUGUGCACAGCAACACGGAACAGUCUACUGGACGCAUGGAGCCGAACGGAUCCUGAGCACUCUCGACGCUCGAAGCUCACUGGCUGAGCAACUGGAAGUAAGUCAAUGAAGUGAUCACUUUCAAUGAGAUUCUUUCCCGGAACUGCUUUCUAUCCAACAAAGCUAAUAACUCGGGGGGCUUCUUUUUGUUGUUCUUUUUCUUCUUCUUCUUCUUUCACGAUUCUAAUUGCAGCCUUGUUUUUCUGUCAAAAAUAGCCCAGUUUGGAUGGAUUCAAGCACGGAAAACGAGUGUCAAGAUCUUGAGAAAUUCGUCGGAGGGGCACAGAAAAUGGCAGAAUUGACUGGAUCCAGAGCCCAUCACAGAUUCAGCGGUGCACAGAUAAAAAAGAUUGUGGAUGAACAGAAUGAAACGUGGAAAGAGACGGAGGUAAUUGCGGAGUCGAGGCGCCCAUACCGUUAUCUUUUAGAGGGUCUCUCUCGUCUCUUCCUUCCUGGCUUCUCUUCUCAUCGGACGAUAUGCCCCCAUUGACCUGACUGACGGCAGUGGAAUGAAUCUGAUGAACAUUGAGGUGACUACUGUAAUCGUGGCCUUCCUUUUCACACGAAACAAUUGCAGACUGAGAACUGGCAUAGACCUCUUCUCGAGUACAUUUCCCUCGAUCUCGAUCAAAAGCUGGGCUCGCUGACCCCAGCCAUGACUUCUUUGGCGAGUAAAAAAUGCGGAUUCCGCUGUUCACCUCUCCUCUUUCAGGGACCAAUCCACUCUUUUUGGACCCGUCGAUUCGGAAUCUCGAGCGAAUGCUCCGUCCAUCCGUUUCUCGGAGAUAAUCCCUGUACGCCUCGUUUCAUUCCCCUCCCUAUCCGAUCUUUUUCCAGCUUCUCUCGCCGGCCUCUCGCUUCUCCCCACUGACAUCGGAAUUUCCCUAGGCACCAGCGACACUGUCUUCUUUUUCUCUCCGUCUUUCGAGCCCAACAUCGAUGCUCACGUCUUCUCUCACUUCGCGCCGAACAGUGGUUUCAUGGCGAUGGUUUGGUGAGAAACUGAACAAAAACUCCGUAACGGACGUCAAUUUCCAGUUUCAAAAAUGGGUCUUUAACCCGAGAAAGAGCUCGAGAACUAAAUGCGAUUUCAUGGGAAGACUGGCACAAAGUGAUGGAAGCGACGCCAGUUGGCAACGGAGAAUUCAUCGGAUUUUUCUUUGACGAAGAUGAAAUUGCGCCGAGGAAACCAAAAGGAGACUACACUUUCGAAGUGUCUCCGUGCGAAAUGAUCCAGAAUCCACAGAAAUUCGCUCGUGCUGUGUUCGAAAGUCAGUGCCUUUUCAAGCUGCUCUACACCGAGAAAAUGGGGUUCAAAAAGUGCCCGUCCAGUCGGAUUCUGGUCACGGGUGGCGCGUCUCGCAAUUCGACACUGCUGCAAAUGCUCGCGGACGUCUUCGAGAUGCCAGUUUACACAAUUGAGGUCGAGGAUUCCGCUGCUCUCGGCGGAGCAAUGCGCGCCAAGUAUUGUAGGUUUCACUCCUUGUUCACAAUCGCAUUUCCUUCUUUUUAGUGCACUCAAAGACUUCGCAGAAGUAUUCUGAAUACUUUCCAUGCGAAAACGUUUCAAUCGCCUGCACGCCGUCUCCUGUCAAUUCUGAAAUCUACCGCAAUCUCUUUUCCUCUUUCAAGGAUCGUUUCGAGGCCUUCAUCAAAAAAUAG
This is a messenger RNA of Caenorhabditis sp. 36 PRJEB53466, 2013 nucleotides long. NCBI's taxonomy places the organism in Eukaryota, Metazoa, Nematoda, Chromadorea, Rhabditida, Rhabditidae. The record is from the annotation of a GenBank genome assembly.